Thalassophryne amazonica is the source of this 8216-nucleotide messenger RNA. RefSeq names its product multiple PDZ domain protein. Bases 174 to 6164 code for a protein of 1996 amino acids. The transcript has 49 exons. NCBI's taxonomy places the organism in Eukaryota, Metazoa, Chordata, Actinopteri, Batrachoidiformes, Batrachoididae. The record is from RefSeq and is a predicted model, not a curated record. Gene Ontology annotation, molecular function: protein binding.
UCCGACGCCCUGUCUGUGUUUUUUUUUUAAGCCGCAGUCAGUGCGCUGUUAGCCGCAGAACAGCCGAGGACAGAUCGCUACCGGCCGGAGCGAGUCUCCGCGCUCAUGCCUUAAAGGGAAGAGUGAGAAAACCUAUUGAUGGAGAGAAACCACCCUCACGCACUUCUCUCAAAAUGAUUGAAACUAUGGAUACACAGCGUGCCUUGCAGGCGGUGGAGCGUCUCCAGGCCAAGCUGAAAGAAAAGGGGGAGGUGCCCACCGAGGAGAAGCUCAGCCUGCUCAAAUCCGUGCUCCAGAGCCCCCUCUUCCACCAGAUCCUGGCCUUACAAAAGUCUGUGCAGCAGCUCAAAGCCCAGGGGAAAAUCUCAUCAUCACGUGGCGGUGACGUUGGAGAUCAUGUCACAGCAGUCAAGCCCAAUGGCAGCCAUCAGUCCUCCUCUGAUGUCUCCGCUGUUACCCAUAUUAAUGGCAAACCACCAGCUGAAGACUUUGAACAGAUUGUUCACUCCAUGGCACAGGGGCGCUACAUGACAUAUGUGGAGCUGCAGAAACCAGCAUCAGGAGGCCUGGGCUUCAGUGUGGUGGGCCUGAAGAGUGAGAACCAUGGAGAGCUUGGCAUCUUUAUUCAGGAAAUUCAACCAGGAAGUGUGGCUCACUGUGAUGGGAAACUCAGAGAAGCUGACCAGAUCUUGGCCAUCAACGGAAAGCCGCUGGACCAGACAGUGAGCCACCAGCAGGCCAUUGGCAUUCUGCAGAAUGCUUCAGAGAGGGUUCAGCUCACAGUGGCUCGGGGCCCGAUACCUCAACUGUGGCAACAGGUGGAGACCAUUGAGCUGGUCAACGAUGGUACUGGCCUUGGCUUUGGUAUCAUAGGAGGAAAAACCACAGGCGUUAUAGUCAAAACCAUCCUCCCUGGAGGCAUAGCUGAUCAGGAUGGCCGUCUACGCAGUGGGGAUCACAUCCUGAGGAUUGCUGACACAGAUCUGUACGGCAUGGGCAGCGAGCAGGUGGCCCAGGUCCUCCGGCAGUGUGGCAACAGGGUGAAGCUGGUCGUCACCAGAGGCUCCGUGGACGAGAAUCCUUCUCUUGCUACAGUGAUGCCCACGGCGCUCCCCACUGUCAAUGAACAAGAGGGUUAUAAGGAAGAGGAGGCCGACAUGUUUGAUGUAAGCCUCACAAAGAACCUCCAGGGUUUGGGCAUCACGAUAGCUGGCUACGUGGGAGAUAAAAACUUGGAACCCUCAGGUAUUUUUGUGAAGAGCAUAACAAAAGACAGCGCCGUCGAUCACGAUGGCCGUAUUCAUGUGGGAGACCAGAUAAUAGCUGUUGAUGGCGUAAACAUUCAGGGAUACACCAAUCAGCAGGCAGUUGAAGUCCUCCGACACACGGGACAGACAGUCCAUCUUAAGCUGAUCCGGCGGGACUUCCGGCCUGAUGAUAUCCCCCCUGCCACGGCCCCUCAUGUCUCCGUCCCGUCUCCUGCCCCCGCCAUUCCAACUGCCACCGCUGAUAUGAGGGAACUCGAGCUGGAGAGAAAAAAGACAGAAGAUGUUGCUCAAGUCGCCACGGAGGAGAAGCAGCUCCACACAAAGACUGAUGGAUCUGAUGUCAACCCGGCCAUGGAUCAGCUAACAGAAGACAAACAUGAAAUGAAGCUCACACACUUUGAAGAGGCAGAAGUAAUGAGCAAGUGGCAUGAGAUUCUGGGUCCAAGUAAUGAGGUUAUUGUGGCUGAGGUGGAGAAGUUUAGUGAGAACAGUGGACUGGGGAUCAGUCUGGAAGCCAACAGUGGACAUCAUUACAUCCGCUCUGUGCUGCCUGAAGGACCUGUUGGUCGCUGUGGAAAGCUGUUCAGUGGAGAUGAACUGCUGGAGGUCAAUGGUAUCUCGCUGAUUGGUGAGACCCACAAAGAAGUCGUCAGGAUCCUGAAGGAGCUGCCCCUCUGUGUAUAUAUGACAUGCUGUAGGCCCGCCCCUCACCUACAAACUGACAUGGACGCUGCCCAGCCGGAAUCGGAAACCACAAUGCCUCAAUUAAAGAAAUGCAUGAACCUUGGCAAAGUGUUGGUUGAGGAAGAUUCAGAGGUGAGCACACAGGAUCACGCGCCAGAGGAGGCGAUAGGAUCUUUGGCCAUGUGGGAGUCGGAGAUCCAGAAUAUAGAGCUCGAGAAGGGAGAAGGAGGACUGGGAUUCAGCAUUUUGGACUACCAGGACCCGCUGGACCCGACUAAGACCGUGAUCGUGAUCCGCUCUCUGGUUCCCAACGGUGUUGCGGAGCAGGAUGGCAGACUGUUGCCAGGCGACAGACUCAUGUAUGUCAACACCACCAACCUGGAAAACGCGAGUUUGGAAGAUGCUGUCCAAGCCCUGAAGGGGGCAACACUGGGAAAAGUCCAGAUAGGCGUGGCCAAACCACUACCUGGAAUAUGUGGAUAUUCCCUCUCUCCACACCCAUAUGGUGAGCAGGAAAUUACAGCGUCAUCCAUCAUCCGUUCGUAUAACUUCACCAAUAUUUUCAUUGAAGAAGGAGAGGAAGGAGGACAGACUGACGGCGCCAUUUACCGAGCAGAGCCGGCAUGGAUUGAGUCCGGCGAAGCAGACCUGUCUGAUGAGAAGGUGUUUGAGCACAGUUACUCGGGGAUAGAUGACGACACCUUCCAGGCAUCCAUGAUCGCUCUUCACGGCAGCACAGAUGUGGACUAUCUACACGCAUCCACGCCGAAGCUGACAGCUCGCCUGGACCUGUUGGAUGAGCAUCCCCGUUUUGCAGACAACACAGAGCCAUUUUCUCUGGAGAAGUCGACCGCUUUCACUCCUGCGGGUUUCAGAGGCCACAUCCAAGGAACCAGAUCUAAUGUGCACGAGGAACCCGUAGCUUCUCCUCAGUUCCGGGAGGAGCCAAUCAUCUCUUUUGGAGAUACUGGAGAAAUGGAGUUUCUGAUGAAGGAUGAGGAGGCCGGUGUGAAAGAAUCAGCAGAAGACGGCGAUGAGGAAAUUGUGACUUCGGGGAGCAAUUUUGAAAGGACGAUCACAGUUGUCAAGGGCAACUCCAGUCUCGGGAUGACAGUGACCUCCGUGAAGGAUGGUUUGGGGAUGCUGAUCCGGAGCAUAAUCCACGGUGGUUCCAUCAGCCGUGAUGGACGUCUGGGGGUUGGCGACCUUAUUUUGGCUAUUAACAGAGAGCCCGCUGCAAACCUGUCUAACACCAAGGCACGAGCUAUGCUCCGACGGCACUGUCUGAUUGGACCAGACCUGGGAUCUGCUUGUGCACCUGAGGACGAUCUGUGCCUGUUUUAUGUCAUCACGUAUGUCCCAGCAGAGUAUCUGGAUGAGUACAAGGCCGUUGUGGAGCAGAAUCGGGCUGACGUAUACGGCGAAGCGAUUGCGGCUGUCAAAGACACUUCAAACCUCCCUGAACGAGAAGAUGGAGAAGGAGAGGAGAGCGCCUACAGCAACUGGCAACAACCACGAAAAGUGGAGCUCUUCAGGGAGCCGGGGAAGUCUCUGGGUAUCAGUAUCGUCGGGGGCCGAGGGAUGGGCAGCCGGCUGAGCAACGGCGAGGUGAUGAGGGGCAUUUUUAUCAAACACAUUCUUGACGACAGUCCCGCCGGACACAACGGCACCCUGAAGACUGGAGACCGCAUUGUAGAGGUGGACGGCACAGACCUGAGGGACGCCAGUCACGAGGAGGCAGUGGAGGCCAUACGCAGGGCAGGAAACCCCGUCUCCUUCGUGGUCCAAAGUAUCGUCUACAGGCCAAGGAAGCCACCCGUUCCCUUUCUGCAGCUAACCAGCCGCCGUGGGUGGAGCCUUUGCCGCACUAAUCAAACCUCCUUAGCACGCACCCUCCCUCAGCAGUCAUUGAUAGCGGAGCCCGGUGAGGACAGAGCUGCAGCGCGAAGCAGGGACGAGCAGGAGAAGGGGGGUGACAGUCACAGUAGACUUUUCUUCCGACUCUCCCCAACUAACCCUUUCACUCCUACCCCGUUUAAGCCGGCGAAGUGGGAGGCAGUGAAGGUGGCCCCCGUCAGCCCCGCCCUCCUCCUGCCAGUGGUGCCCCACGUGGGAGAGACGGAUACAGAUACGCUGACGGAGACUCCUGGCAGACCAGCUGGGGCGGAGGAGGGGAACGAGGAGGUGCAGGAUGAGUCUGGCGACAGCUGGGAGGACAUAAUCCAGCGCUACGGAAACCUCCCUGGCGACCUGCACAUGAUCGAGCUGGAGAAAGGCCAGAUGGGCCUGGGCCUCAGCCUGGCCGGGAACAGGGAUCGUUCUCGCAUGAGCGUCUUCGUGGUGGGAAUCGACCCCAGCGGGGCGGCUGGAAGGGACAGACGCAUGGUGUUGGGGGACGAGCUGCUGGAGAUCAAUGGGCACGUCCUCUACGGACACAGUCAUCAAAACGCCUCAGCCAUCAUUAAGAGCACACCGUCAAAAGUCAAGAUCGUCUUUGUCAGGAGCACGGAGGCGCUGGACCACAUGGCUGUGGGACCAGUGAGGGAGGAGGAGGAGGACAGGGAGGAGCUCCACACUGAGGAGGACAGCGGCGGCCCUGUCGCCACCUUUGUCGAAGAGGAGAGCGGAGCUGAUCUUCAGAGUCGAUGUGACAUGAAAGUACACACAGAUAAAGACGACUGCAUGAGCUCGGAGGAUGAUGCGUUAGCCGUGCACGAUCAUUCAGUGCUGGGCCGCGCUGUGGAAGAGGAUGAACUCAGCUGUGAUGUCAUCCUCGCUGGCGCCACGGCAGGAGCCCUAGAACAACCAGAUGCAGAAGCAGCACUGAGUCCGAGCCGCUCCUCCACACCUGCCACUCUGGCCUCUGACCCGGCGACUUGUCCCAUCAUCCCCGGCUGCGAAACCACAAUCGACAUCUCCAAAGGCCGGACGGGACUCGGCCUCAGCAUCGUGGGAGGCUGUGACACACUGCUGGGGGCCAUCGUUAUCCAUGAAGUUUACGAGGAAGGGGCAGCCUCCAAAGAUGGCAGACUCUGGGCAGGAGACCAAAUCCUCGAGGUGAACGGUAUCGACCUACGCGACGCCAGUCACGACGAGGCUAUCAACGUGCUCCGGCAGACUCCACAGAAAGUUCAGCUGACUGUAUACAGGGACGAAGCGCAGUACAAAGAGGAAGAUUUGUGGGACUCUUUCACCGUGGAGCUCCACAAGAAGCCCGGUCAGGGUCUAGGGCUGAGCAUCGUCGGCAGGAGGAAUGACACCGGAGUGUUUGUGUCCGACGUCGUGAAAGGAGGCUUGGUGGACGCCAACGGGCAGCUGAUGCAGGGCGACCAGAUCCUGUCGGUGAACGGCGAGGACGUCAGGUCGGCCACUCAGGAGGCGGUGGCUGCCCUCCUGAAGUGCUGCAUCGGGCCGAUAAGGAUGGAAGUCGGAAGAUUUAAAGCUGGACCCUUUCACUCCGAAAGAAGGCUGUCUCAAAGUAGUCAGAUGAGUGAAAUGGGUGGCUCAAAGACAACCGCUCCCACAUCUUCAGACACGGGAAACCUUCCUGAUCAGCCUGAUCAGCUCCAGAAGGAAACUCCAGACUAUCAGGACACCAGAACAGUUGAGUUCACAAAAGGUCCCAGUAAUUCUCUGGGUAUCAGUAUCGCAGGUGGACUGGGCAGCCCUCUGGGCGACAUCCCCGUCUUCAUCGCCAUGAUGAACCCCGCCGGCCUGGCCGCGCAGACCCAGAAGCUAAAGGUCGGGGAUCGGAUCGUCAGUAUCUGCGGAACCUCUGCUGAAGGAAUGAGCCAUUCUCAGGCUGUCACUCUGCUCAAGAACGCCACAGGAACUGUGCAGCUGCAGGUGGUCGCAGGAGGAGACGCCUCUGUGACGGAUUUAUGUCAGGAGCAGCCAGCUGCAGCUCUCACUCCCAGCUGCAUCUUCCAAGAUGACCUCAGCCCUCCUCAGUACAAGACCAUCACUCUUGAAAGAGGACCAGACGGACUUGGUUUUAGUAUUGUUGGAGGGUACGGCAGCCCGCAUGGAGACUUGCCCAUCUAUGUUAAAACUGUUUUUGGAAAGGGUGCAGCGGCAGAAGACGGGCGCCUGAAGCGAGGAGACCAGAUCAUGGCUGUAAACGGACAGACGCUGGAGGGCGUCACACACGAAGAGGCUGUAGGCAUCCUGAAAAGGACCAAAGGAACAGUCACGCUCACUGUGCUCUCAUAGAUACAAACACAUCACGUCAUGCACCAGCACGACUAAUAGAACUUGUUAAUCAUGUUCAAGUCACCAGCAAAGACCAACCUCCCGCGCUCAUAAAUGAAGCCAAUACGGAAGUGACAAAAACUGCAGUUCCUUAAAUGACCAUUUGAGGCUGGCUUCAAAAGCAAGUCACUUCCCCUAGACCCUCAUGUUAAAAACCCAAAAGUAAGAGCAGAAAUAAACAUGUUUACAAUCUGGUGCAAAAAAAAAAAAAAAAAGGUUUUGGUUUCUAUAGCUCGUUUCUACCUUCAUUACAAUUGUAUAUUUUUUAAGUUUAUUUUUUUUUAAACAAGUUAUCAGUUUUAAGAUCUUUUAAGAUAUAAAACAUUGAGAAUAAUUCAGGGCGUGGUCACUUUGAGUGGCAAAGCAUGUGUGCUGGUGAGCCAUGUUAAGGGCCCCACCAGCAGAGGUUGCUAGCUGUUGUGGACUGAUCGUGUUUGUUCUAAGAUUUUUAUUAGAAAUUUCUGAGAUAAUAUGGCUUACUGUGCAGUUAAUCAUACUAAUCUUAGGAAGUCUAUGCUCCAGUAUUUCAGUCAAGAGAAAUUUUAGUAUUACUGAAUUAGUACACUAGCUCAUUAGCAGGUACUGCUAGCUUGGUGACAUUAGGUCCACUUAUGAUGCACCUGUUACUAAGCAAAUAUGGUGGCCAUACUAUGUUAAACCCGCCCAAGAAACCAGUUAUGAAAACCAUCACUAGUGUUAAAUCCCUGAACGGGUUUGUCCACUAUACAUACGCAGUCUAUGGUCACCAGGCACUCACCUGGGAAUAUAUAGAUAUGAAGAAGCUUGUUGCUUGUUGUAGUUUUUGACACUGAUUAAUGGAGGCCUGCUGCUAAUCAGUAUACGCCAUACGACAAAACUGUUUGCAGCGUUACUCAAAAUAUGGGCAUAAAUAGUUCCUCCUUUAUGUUGUUUUCACUUUUCUUUCAACAGACUACUCCAGAAGCGCAGAUGACGCUACGUUAAAUUCCAUAUGCGGCCAUAAAGGUCCAUUUUAGCAUUAGCUCGAUCACAUACUUGCAAAUCCCAACAGUAAGGAUUGGUUGAUUAAAAAAAGAAAAAAAAAAAACUGAAAACACUGAAACAUACUUUGUAUUACAACUGAAAUACUGACCAAAAAGCGUGGAUCGGGGCAACCAUAGCCCAGAAAGUCAUGCCAGCAUCUGUCAGGACUCGCCGGUUAAUGUGCUAACACGGCGAUUGAUACGACAGCUUCUAUAUAAUCUGCGAAUGUAGAUUUUCUAGCAGAAUAUUUAAUUAUACUUCUGUCAGUCACUCCCUGAAAUAGUUCACUUCUGUUUAGAAUUAAGUUCAACUUAAGUGUUUUUGAUGAAGCGCCUCCACACACCGCAGACUGUCAGGUCUGCGAUAUGUGAUCAAAAAGUGUUGUAAUAAUGUGAACAUUCACGUUCUCCAUCUCUGGAAUGAGAUAUUCACCGGACACAGUGAUACAGUAUUAUGGAGUUUUCUGUAGCUGCAUUAAUGAUUGUAAAAAAAAUAAUAACUGAGGAUUCUUUUAUCAAAUAUAACAUCCUUAAGCAAUAUAAAAGUUUGUCAAGAUGUGUCUAUUUUGUAAAGGUUUUUGCGGGGGAAGGGGAAAGAGGGUGGAAGGGUGCAAUCUAAUUUUGUAAAUACACAAUUUGUUCAUUGUUCAUGAAAGGAAAGUGUGAAUUCUUUGACGUGCGCUGCUAAAGCCAUUGUUGAAUGUAUUAUGUCACAGUAUCUGGAUUUAUUAAAGUAUUAGUUAGUGUGCACUUCAUCACAAAACAUACAGAAGUAUAUAUGACUCUAUGUUAAAUGGUUUAUCUUAUGCACCUGCGCUCAUUUUGAUGCGAUUGUUCUCCCAAAAUGAUCUCUCCCAGCAUAGAGUUUCUGAAGUCAUUAUGCAUUUGUCCUAUGCUCUAGUUUUUCCAGAAAAAUUCAGUUCUAUCUAAACUCUGAAGUGGUUCCAGUACUGUUGAAGUGACAUUAUUUAAUAUGUUCAUGUCCUGAAAUAAAAGUGACCUUUGGAUUUUA